Messenger RNA from Motacilla alba alba, 4684 nucleotides. RefSeq names its product RasGEF domain family member 1A (gene RASGEF1A). The record is from RefSeq and is a predicted model, not a curated record. Lineage: Eukaryota; Metazoa; Chordata; Aves; Passeriformes; Motacillidae. Gene Ontology annotation, biological process: Ras protein signal transduction; positive regulation of GTPase activity. Gene Ontology annotation, cellular component: plasma membrane. Gene Ontology annotation, molecular function: guanyl-nucleotide exchange factor activity. The transcript has 14 exons. Bases 578 to 2053 code for a protein of 491 amino acids.
GAGCGUAUUCUGCACGGAGCAUCCGCGCCAGCCUCCAAAGGAGCGAGGGGAUAAUGUAAUCGCCGAAAUGCCGAGGAGCUCCUCCGAGCACAGGCGACAGAGGAGACCGGAGCAGGGGGGCUCUAUGACCCGAGAGAGCAUCGCGUACUAAAAAGUAACUUUGUGGCAGCGCGUUGGGGGCUGAGCGGCAGGCAGGGAAGGGAGCACAUGGUACAUUCCUGCCGGCUCCGCUCGGCUCGCUCGCUGCCCGUCCUUCCCGCGGCUCUCCCCCAGCGCCCCUCGCCGGCGCCGCCGCGCCGCUCUCCCCCUGCCGCAGGCUGCGCCAUGGGGCGCGCUGGCCGCGCGGGCGGCCGGCAGCUGGCACGGCGCGCAGGCAGCCCGCAGCCCGUGCGAGCAGCGAGCCCGCUCUGCCGGUUAGGAUGACUCGCUGGAAUCUGCCGCUCAUUCCUCUUUUUCUGAUAGCGGACGGAGAACAACCAAAAAGCUACACUGGACUAGACCAAGGGGAAGGAGGCAAGACACAUGACAAAAAUCAUAGAGUGAAAUAGCUGGAAGUCCACCCACUGGGAAAGGCUGGAUGGCAGAACCACUGUGCAAAGCUGCUGUAAAGAAAUGCAAAGAAACUAUGCCCCAGACGCCAAUAUUUUCCAGCAUGCUUGGUUCCAGUUGUAGUGGGCAAGUGCAGCCAGACAUGGGAGAGAGAUGUGUGGACCCUGUUUACCAGGAUGGGAACCUUGUUUCUGGAUCACUGGAGGCCUUGAUAGAGCGCCUGGUGCCCACCAUGGACUAUUACCCCGAUAGAACUUACAUCUUCACUUUCCUACUGAGCUCCCGAGUCUUCAUUCACCCACACGAGCUCCUGGCUAAAGUGGGGCAGAUCUGCAUUAAACAGAAGCAGCAGCUGGAAGCAGGGACUGAGGCAGAAAAGGCAAAACUAAAAUCCUUCGCUGCCAAAAUCAUUCAGCUCCUGAAGGAAUGGACUGAAACUUUCCCCUAUGAUUUCCAAGAUGAAAAAUCCAUGAAGGAGUUGAAGGAGAUUGCUCACAGGAUCACACAAUGUGAUGAGGAAAAUGGAACAGUGAAAAAGAUCAUUAGCCAGAUGACACAGAAUCUCCUGAUGGCCCUUUCUGCACGGAGCCAAUACCAGGAAAUCAGAGAGAAAUUCCGUCAGCCUGUCACUGACAAGGGCACCAUCCUCAAAACCAAGCCCCAGUCAACUCAAAAGGACAUCCUGAGUGUGUGCUGUGACCCUCUGAUCCUGGCACAGCAGCUGACCUACAUCGAACUGGAAAGGGUGAGCAACAUUUAUCCAGAGGAUCUGAUGCAGAUUGUCAGCCACAUGGACUCCCUGGAUAAUCACAAGUGCCGAAGUGAUGUGACCAAAACCUAUAAUUUGGAGGCCUAUGACAAUUGGUUCAAUUGUCUCAGCAUGCUGGUGGCUACAGAGAUUUGUCGGGUUGUAAAGAAAAAGCAGCGUACAAGAAUGGUGGAAUUUUUCAUUGAUGUGGCAAGAGAAUGCUUCAACAUUGGAAACUUCAACUCAAUGAUGGCUAUUAUCUCUGGCAUGAACUUGAGCCCUGUGGCACGGUUAAAGAAAACCUGGUCCAAGGUCAAAACGGCCAAAUUUGAUGUUUUAGAGCACCACAUGGACCCCUCCAGCAACUUCUGCAACUACCGCACGGCGCUGCAGGGAGCGGCGCAGCGCUCGCAGAGCGCCAACAGCAGCCGCGAGAAGAUCGUCAUCCCGGUGUUCAACCUCUUCAUCAAGGACAUCUACUUCCUGCACAAGAUCCACACCAACCGCCUGCCCAACGGGCAGAUCAACUUCAAGAAGUUCUGGGAAAUUUCAAGACAGAUUCAUGAUUUCCUGACAUGGAAGCAGGUUGAGUGUCCUUUUGAAAAAGACAAGAAAAUCCAGACCUAUCUACUCACAGCACCUAUUUAUAGUGAAGAAGCUCUGUUCAUUGCAUCCUUUGAAAGUGAAGGUCCAGAAAACCACAUGGAAAAAGACAGCUGGAAAACACUCAGGACAACUCUGCUUAAUAGAGCCUGAGAAGUUUGGAUCAGAUUUGCAGACUUCAAAGCACAUCUAAUGGACAUGUUUUUACAACCUGAAUGAAAGACUUGGACUGAGCUAAGAAAGACCUCACUGGAUGAGGUCUGUUUUGUACAUACAGUAACUUUUAUGAAAUAAAAUGUGGUAAAUAUUUCACAUGUCAACCUUAAGGCACUUACUGAAGGGUUUUGGUUUUUUAUUUUAAAUAUAAGGGCAGGGCCCUGUUCUCAGAGAUGAAAUGUAUCAUGGGAGAUGGUAUCUUAUUCUAUCAGCAUCCAAAUUUUUAUUUUUUAUUACUUCCACCAGAACAAAUACAAAUUAAAACACACAUCCUAACUGAAGCCAGUGUUCAGGUUAAAUACCCCAUUGGACCAGUAUCCUACAGAACACUCAGUAUGUCUCCCUAGCUUUGAAAUGAAGGGUCUCCUUCAAAUCAGCAGAAUUGUUCACAAGUGUUUGUUCCUCUCCUCCAUCAGCAAAUAGUGCCUUACAAGGUACUGAGCUUGUGUAGUUGUACCUUCUGACGGGGCUGGAAGUAAGGGAAAUAAAAAUAUGGAUGACUCGAAACCAGCUACAAUGUACUUUUUAAAUAAAGUGGAGAAUUAUGGCACACGAAGUAGAGUAUACCUGCCUGUAACACUGAUGGUGCAGCAAACCUAUUUUUGUUAUGUGAUUCCAAGAGAUGAGAGGGGGUAACUGCUGGGUCUGUGUGUUUGUGUGUGAGUAUGUGUGUGUGCACGUGUGGUGAUGCACACAUGUCUAAGUUUUAAUACUUCUGGGAACUAUCCUUUACAUUCUGGCUGUCAGAAUAGUUUGUGUUUUCCUUUUGAAAAAUCAGGGAAUUGUCUUUUUUUCUGUUAUGUUUGAAGAGAAGAAUGUCUAACCUAGAUUAUAAUCUCUGCAAAACAGGCCUAAUAUGCUUUUCUAAAAAGAGUCUUUGGAAAACAAAAAAUCAGCAUGGGCCAGGGAAGAAGGGGAAGUAAAAUCAGAUGUCCAAUUUGAAGUUUAGGCUAAAGUUUCCAAAAAGCUUAAGAAGAAUUCAUCACUGUGAAUUGGUCAUUUAAUUCCAUUGGUUCCUUUGAAAAGUCCAGUCUGCACUUACAGACAAUUAAAACCAACUUUGAAUGUAAGUUUUUCUAGCCUUUUGCAAGCCAUGAUUAACUGCCUGGGACAGCACCCUCUGAAAUCUAAGGGCAAACACUCUAAGUAAUUAGUCAAACCUUUGAACAGAUCAGUACCAAAAUUAGAGGUGAUCUGCAAACCCAUUGAUGCUUACCAUUUCUAAUUUCUCCUUUUAAUACUGAGUUUACACCUAAUUUGACUAUCUAAGUACCUGAAGAGCUUCUGUUAAGUUCAAGGUAUUCAUUUCCAGGGGAAAAAAAAAAAUAUAGUUAGGACUUUUGUCCUGAUCUCUGAGUUAAGAAAGAAAAACAAACAGGCUCAAAUGAAAAACUAUUUUGUCUAAUGAACAAAUUAGUACCCACAAUUGCCUACUUUUCCAGUAAUUUUUCCUCUGAAAAGGCUUGAGGGCUGAAUAUAAGAUAAUAACUUAAGCCAGAUUAUUAGAUUGGUUUGGGUUUUAUUGUGGUUUGGGUUUUUUUGUUGUUGUUGUUCAUUAAAAAAUAACCCACAAAAAAGUCCCUCUGAAGCUGGCAGUGGUCACAGCCUCCCUAACAGAGCCCUGCAGAGGAUCUCUGCAAGGACUUCUUUAAAAAUGGCCAGCUCUGGGUGGAUGGUGUUUAUCCUAUUCUGCCUUCUGUUGAAGAAGGGGCAAGACUUGCUGGACUGAGGGUCUGGUUUACUCCAGCCCAGCAGACUCUCCUUGCCUGAGUGCCUACAGCCAAGAGCAGUGCCACUGUUUGAUGCAGCAUCUGCAAGCACUUAGCAGAAAUUUGCUUUAUAGGCCCUGGAGCACGGUGAAAAAUUAAAAUGCUUUCCCUCUUUCACUUCCCCCUUGACAAAUAUUUAAAAUUAGAGGAGUAAGUUGAUGUAAGGAAGGGAGAAAAAUCAACAUUUUGCCAUUCCCAUGGCAUUGGCAUCAAAGAGAAACAAAAGCAAGUUGUACCAAGAAGAAAGAAGAAGUAGAAUACUAACUGUUAACAAGAACAGCCCAGGAAAGGGGAAGGGAUAAUUCUUAUGACCUGCUGCUAUUUUUCCUGUGCUGAAGUACUGGCCUUCAGCCCUGGAUUCCAGUAAGAAUAUUUAUACUGUAUUAUUACAGUGUUUUGCACUUUCAGAGAUGUUCUAGCUAGUAACAUUGUCAGACACUAUACGAGGGAUUGUAUAUCAGCUUUGUUUAUGUAAUUCAAGUUUAAAAGGGAUGCUUAAAAUUUAAGAAAAAAAUAUAUAUUUGAAAUUCAAUUUUAAACCACUUUCUGUAAAUGUAUGAAAGAGCUUUCACAUGAAUGUGCACUUCGCUGGUCAAUCAGUCCAAGCAUAUACUUGAAAUCCAUGCAGUAUCUACAUUGGUUCCCUUUUAUUUUCCUCCCUAAGUUUGAUACAUUCCUUAAAUACAGUGUUUUGCUAUUCUGAGCUGAAAUGCUAAAUAUAAAGCUGUACCAUAAAGCAGGAUAUUCUGUGUUUGACUGGAUGUGCUUGCAUUAAUAAAAAAAUUCAAUUGCUUCAUGA